AUGGGACGUAGAGCCGAUGCUACCGGCACUUGGCGCGACGGCUAUGAAGAUUUAUGGCAAAAUGCUAUCCAAGCCGCUACCGAGCACGACACCCGCCUUACCGCAAUUCAACAGCACGUCAACCAAGAGGGUUUUCGUCCCUCCGCUUCCCGUGAUGCUCGUGCCGCCGCAAUUAUCGCGCGGGCAAUCGCAGUGCAAUUGACUCAGCAGUUCAUUGGACGCAAUGGCUUGGCCCGUGGUGGUCGGGCCCGGGGCCGAGGCCGUGGUCGUGGUGAUAUGCGUGGUGGUCGAGGUGGUCGAGGUGGUCGAGGUAGUCGUGGCGGUCGUACUUAUCCUGCUCGUGGAGGUGGUCGACGUGGUCGUGGCUCUGGAGGUAUUCGUGGUGGCCGUGGCCGUGGUCACGGUGCUACCCAAGGCGCUGGAGUGAAUCCUGCCGGCCAGCGAACCCCAUCCGGCCAGCAUGAAGGUCAGGAGCCCGCCCCAAGUCGUGGAACCCAACGGUGGGCAACAGCCCAAACUCUUCAGGAGAUGGCAGACGCCGGCUUUCCCGCGGGACGAGCUCGUCCUGCCUCGUAA
This is a messenger RNA of Penicillium robsamsonii, 576 nucleotides long. RefSeq lists its product as uncharacterized. The transcript has 5 exons. The record is from RefSeq and is a predicted model, not a curated record. The coding region runs from base 1 to 576 and encodes 191 amino acids. Lineage: Eukaryota; Fungi; Ascomycota; Eurotiomycetes; Eurotiales; Aspergillaceae.